Molecule: messenger RNA, 867 nt
Organism: Rhododendron vialii
Lineage: Eukaryota; Viridiplantae; Streptophyta; Magnoliopsida; Ericales; Ericaceae
Product: NAC domain-containing protein 41-like
Exons: 2
Coding region: 1-867 (288 amino acids)
Biological process (GO): regulation of DNA-templated transcription; system development
Molecular function (GO): DNA binding
Source: RefSeq, a predicted model, not a curated record
AUGAGCGUACCAGUGGGUUAUAAGUUUAGGCCUACAGACCAAGAACUUGUUAUCGACUAUCUUGAGAGCAAGUCCGAGGGUAAAGCCCUGCCUUGCGACGUCGUUUUCGAGCGUGAGAUUUACGGGACUGGAAACAAAGCUCUGUGGCAGAUUUUCACCGAAAACGACCCGUGGACAGAAAGCAGCAUCUACGUUCUCUCCAAGUUAAUCAGGGCCAAAGGCAGCGACAAACGGAUAGCUAGAAUGGCUGGCUGUGGCUCGUGGCAUGGAGAGACCAGUCCCGAACCAAUAUACGACCAACAAACCGGUCCUGAACCAAUAUACGAUGAACAUACCAAUCCUAAACUGAUAGGGUACAAGAGGACGAUGUGUUUUUGGACCACGGACGAAUCAGGAGCGAUGGAAAAAGGCCGUUGGAUCAUGCAUGAGUUCGAGCAAUGGCUUAAAGGAGAAUAUAAAUCUACGGGGAGAGCAGAGAAUGUUGAGGCUGCUGCUGCUGAUGUUACGCUCCGGAAACCCGCAGAGCGUACUAGGAGGGAGUCUGAGGAAGAACAGAAGAUGGAAGCACCGGAAACAGAAACUGUUCCUUACUCGCGAGAACUAUCGGAGGCGGAGAAGGAAGAAAAUCAUUCGGGGAUGCUUUUCGACAUGGACGCAGAUCUUGAAGAACAAGUUCCUAUGUUGGAGCAGCUACGAAGUUUCGGUCUUGAUUUUGAUGUGUCGGUCCCUCAAAUCCUAUCUUGGCUUCCCCUGACACCUUUCUCUGAAGAAUUUUCGGAAGCGGAAAAGCAAGGAAACUAUUCACAAAUGCUUCUUGACAUGGAUGCGGAUCUUGAAGAACAAGUUCCUAUAUUGGAGUUGGAGUAG